Molecule: messenger RNA, 228 nt
Organism: Austrofundulus limnaeus
Lineage: Eukaryota; Metazoa; Chordata; Actinopteri; Cyprinodontiformes; Rivulidae
Product: lethal(3)malignant brain tumor-like protein 3
Biological process (GO): negative regulation of DNA-templated transcription
Cellular component (GO): nucleus
Molecular function (GO): chromatin binding; histone binding
Source: RefSeq, a predicted model, not a curated record
GUGAUUGGCCAUCGACUGCGUCUCCACAUCGACGGUUACUCAGAGUGCUAUGACUUCUGGGUAAAUGCUGACUCAGCACAUAUUCAUCCUGUGGGCUGGUGUAAAGAUCACAACCACAAGCUCCACCCACCUAAAGGUCUGUCUGACGCAGAGUUCAACUGGCAGGAAUACCUUCAGUCCUCUGGUUCCUGUGCUGCUCCACCUGCCCUGUUCACCUGUCGCACUGCU